AAAGUAUAACCUUCAAAACCCUGCUGCUGAGAAUCGCAGAGACUUCGAAUCUGCAAACCAUUGAUCACAGAAUGCGGAGAAGAGCUGUCGCCUUCUUUCCACAGAGACGUUUCUUCUCCUCUACCUCUGAGAAUCCUACCUUAUACUCCUUCUUGCAACCCUCCGUCUUUGCACUGAAAAAAUCUCCAGCGGCAAGCACAGUCCCUACCGGUACCUUUCCUGACCCACCAAUACCAACGCCACGCACUUUAUCCCUAGACUGCAUAAACACCCUGGAAUCCACCAUCCAUAAGUCUGUCCUCACCGGCGACACUGAUGUGGCUUGGAAAUCCUUCAAGUCUCUCACCGCUAAUUCUGCUUUCCCUUCCAAACCUCUCACUAACUCCCUAAUCACUCAUCUCUCCUCUCCUGGUGACACCCUCAAUCUCAAAAGGGCGUUUGCUGCUGUUGUCUAUGUCAUGGAGAAGAACCCGGAGCUGUUAGAUUUUGAAACGGUCCAAAUGGUUCUUCGUUCGAUGAAAUGUGCCAACACUGCUGCUCCUGCUUUUGCUUUAGUCAAGUGUAUGUUUAAGAACAGGUAUUUCGUGCCUUUUGGAUUGUGGGGUGGUUUGCUUGUUGAAAUUAGUAGGAAGAGUGGUCAAUUCGUUGCGUUUUUAAGGGUUUUUGAAGAGAGUUGUAGGAUUGCCAUUGAUGAGAAGUUGGAUUUUAUGAAACCUGACUUGGUUGCUUGUAAUGUGGCUUUAGAGUGUUGUUGUCGCAAACUUGAGUCUGUUACUGAUGCUGAAAAUGUGAUUGAGACAAUGUCUGUUUUGGUUAUUAGGCCUGAUGAAUGGAGUUUUGGGUUUCUUGGUUACUUGUAUGCAUUGAAAGGACUUAAAGAUAAGAUAAACGAGUUAAAGGGUUUAAUGGAUGGGUUUUGUUUUUCCAACAAAAGGUUGUUUUAUAGUAAUUUGAUUAUUGGCUAUGUAAAGUCUGGGAAUUUGGAUUCCGUUUCAACAACUGUUCUAUAUAUCUUGAGGGAAGAAGAUGUGGAGAAUUUAGAUUUCAGUGAGGAAACUUAUUGUGAAGUGAUAAAGGGGUUUCUUAAAGAUGGAAGUCUCAAGGAUUUAGCGCAUUUGAUCAUUGAAGCUCAAAAAAUGGAGCCAGCAACUAUUGUGAUUGAUAAAUCAUUUGGAUUUGGUAUAAUUAAUGCUUGUGUUAAUCUUGGAUUAUCUGAUAAGGCACAUAGCAUUCUUGAUGAAAUGAAUGCUCAAGGUGGUUCAGUUGGUCUUGGGGUCUAUGUGCCAAUCUUGAAGGCAUAUUGCAAAGAGAACAGGACAGCUGAAGCUACUCAACUGGUUAUGGAGAUUAGCAACUCGGGGCUUCAGUUAGAUGAAGGAAGCUAUGAUGCUCUGAUUGAAGCAUCCAUGACCAGCCAGGAUUUUCAGUCAGCUUUUACUUUGUUUAGGGACAUGAGAGAGGCAAGAAUACCUGACUUGAAGGGGAGCUAUUUAACCAUAAUGACAGGAUUGAUGGAGAGCCAUCGACCUGAGUUAAUGGCUGCAUUUUUGGAUGAAGUUGUUGAGGACCCUCGAGUUGAGGUGAAAACUCAUGACUGGAACUCGAUUAUUCAUGCCUUCUGUAAAGCUGGGAGGCUAGAAGAUGCAAAGCGAACUUUUAGAAGAAUGAUAUUUUUGCAGUUUGAACCAAAUGACCAAACAUAUUUGUCCUUAAUUAAUGGGUAUGUGACUGCUGAGAAAUAUUUCAGUGUUUUGAUGCUUUGGAAUGAGGUUAAGCGAAAGGUUUCAAAUGAUAAGGAGAAAGGAAUUAAAUUUGAUCAAAAUUUGGUUGAUGCGUUCUUGUAUGCUUUGGUUAAAGGGGGUUUCUUCGAUGCAGUGAUGCAAGUAGUGGAAAAAUCUCAAGAAAUGAAGAUUUUUGUGGAUAAGUGGAAGUACAAGCAAGCAUUCAUGGAGACACAUAAGAAGCUCAAGAUGUCAAAGUUGAGAAAAAGGAGUUUCCGGAAAAUGGAAGCGCUCAUCGCCUUCAAGAAUUGGGCUGGUCUAAAUGCAUGAACAUCAAGUGUGCCUGUGGCUGUGCUUCGGUAUUGCUUAAGCCUUUCGCUUACCACUCAGGCUGUGCUGCUUAUAAUCAUAUUGCAAGUGCCUGCUUUCUAUUAAGUUUGUUUAAAUGUUUGAAUAUAAUGAGCUGAGUUAACCAAGUCUCAAUUCUAAACCUGUUGGGAUCAGCUUCAAGGAUCCUUUUAGCAGAGUGGAUUUUGUACAAACUUUCAAAGCAGAAAUGAAGGUUUAUGGAGAAUAAGUGCAUUUCUGAAAUUGAGCUGUUUGAAUGAAUAAAUGAAUUGAAGAUGUGCAUUGCUCUGGGGGACUGAGUACUCUUCUAAAAAUUUGCUAGUCUUAAUAACCUUGUUAACAAAAAACAAGGUUCGCACUAUGAACAUUGGUAGCGUUUGGUGUCAUGAAAGAAGCUUUGUCAAAUUGAAGCUCUUAUUCAAUUAUUGGAUCAUCUGAAUAGACAAGUUCUUGGUGAUUUUUAGCUUUGUUUGGCCGCUGGUUAUUAUGCUGAUUUUGUUGAAUGUCUUCACAGUAAGAUGGGGGUCUGACUAUUUCAAUUAGGUAUGAUACCUUUUAUGUUAUGACUUGAGGAAUUUAAUGAUGAUAUGUCAAUACAAUAAAGCUAAAUCCACUAAUGAUGGAGGAAUCAGAUGAAGUAAUCACUUGUAGAAAAUUAAUUUUCUUCUGGCCGUUUGGGAGUUCUCUCGAGCUGUUGAAUCUCAAUUGGAGAGACAGUGAGAUAAACCUUGGAAUUUUUUUUUCAGGUAGCAUUUUGUUGCUGUAGCAUUAAAUCUGUAUUUUGCUCUACUAUGUACAAUUGUUGUUGAAGUAGUUGCUCAAAUUCUUUUGAUCAGUGUGAACUGCUGUUGUUUUGUACAUCGCAUGAAAAGAAAAAUAGAUAUUCUGGCCCUAGGCUGUCUGGCUGGGCAGUAAAAAUAUUGCUUUUCUAUUAAUAAAGUGUUAUAUUUUUUAACCCAUGCUAGAUGAUGGUUGAAUAUUUAUGCAGAAUUGUUUCAAAUAGAAUUGAAUGGCAAAAAAAGGAUUCAUAGUUGAUGGUUGCUAGUUACACUUUUCACUUUUACAAGUUUGCCUUCUUUCAUUUACUAUUUCAUGGGUCCACAAUUAGAAAUGUGUAUUGCUUUAUAGCUAGAAGCCACUUGAAGUCUUGAAGAAUGGGUUCUCUUUUUGGAGAAAAAAAGGAGAGAGAAUGUUGAAAGUAAUCACUUCCACCGAAAAUAGCACUUUCUAUUCUUUUUAAAUAUCAACUACUUAAACAACACUCUCUAGUUUAGUUUGCUCUGUAUUUCAAGUUCAAUAAUUUCACAACUCUUCCAACGGUUCACAAAUGGUGUCUGCCUCAAAUGCAUUUAUGUCCUUGUACAUUCCCAUCUUCCUAAUCCUCCCUGUAAUUUUCUCCAUCUCUACUGCUGUCCAUACUAUCCCACUAAAUGGUACCUGUCUUGAUACUUGCGGCACAAUACCUGUGAAGUUCCCUUUUGGCACUGGAUUUGGAUGUGGACACCCUGACUUUGCUAGAUACGUGAGAUGCAACUCAGGCACUCUGGAAUUUUCUACGGGCACUGGCAUUUACACCAUCUCCUCAAUUGAUUACCCAAGCAACACUUUGAUUGUCACAGACCCUCUCAUGUCAACUUGCAGUUCAAUGCAGGACUCAGGAAGCUUUAGCUUGGAUCGGGCUAGUCCAUUCACUUUAACAGGAGAUAAUAUCUUUGUUUUGCUAGGAUGCUCUACCACUUCUCCUGUAUUUGACCCAAAAGAAGAUUUGUGCGACACAGGGUCAGGUUCUCGUGUUUGUAGAGGAUUAUAUUCUUGUAAGGGAGUCUCAGGAAUUGGGUUGCCACAGAAUGCACCGAUAUCUACAUGCUGUGUUUAUGAGUCACCUAUUCAACUUGCAGGCUACACAUUGGAUCUUCCCAAACUCCAAUGCUCUUCAUAUACAUCAGUAUACAGUUUUGGGGGCAAUGAGGGAGAUCCGAUGAAAUGGAAUUUUGGGAUAUCUCUACAAUAUAAUGGUUCAUAUUAUAGUAAUAUCUGCAAGGAUUGUGAAUCUAGUGGGGGCUUGUGUGGCUUUGCAGGUUUUGAUCAGUCAUUUGCCUGUAUAUGCCGGAAUGGGAAGAAUACAACCACCAGUUGCUUUGCUCAAGGGCUUGCCUGGAGCGGGACAUGGGGAUCAAAAGUUCAAACCAAGUUCAGUCUUGCAGGAAUUUGCCUUCUAUGGCUUGUGCUUUCCAUUUGAAGUCGGUAGAAUGCUUUCAAAAUUGUAUGGCACAAAAAAGUCAAACCAAAAGCUUCUCGCAUUUUGACUGAUUGCGGUGCUGUAAUUUCAAUUAAUUUCUACAUGAAAAAUAUUCUUAAGCAGGUUCUUGAUUUUGCUUUGUUGAAUUUGUGUUCUAUCUUCAUGUUCUGGAUAAUAGCUGCAAACAUCUAAUGAUAUGCUGGGUAUGUCAUUUUCCCCUGAUUAGAAAUUAGAAUUUUAUAAGAAUUUAAUUUAAUUA
Messenger RNA from Hevea brasiliensis (rubber tree), 4567 nucleotides. Its product is annotated as pentatricopeptide repeat-containing protein At1g69290. NCBI's taxonomy places the organism in Eukaryota, Viridiplantae, Streptophyta, Magnoliopsida, Malpighiales, Euphorbiaceae. The coding region runs from base 72 to 2051 and encodes 659 amino acids. The transcript has 3 exons. Gene Ontology annotation, molecular function: protein binding. The record is from RefSeq and is a predicted model, not a curated record.